Molecule: messenger RNA, 1605 nt
Organism: Gossypium raimondii (Peruvian cotton)
Lineage: Eukaryota; Viridiplantae; Streptophyta; Magnoliopsida; Malvales; Malvaceae
Product: E3 ubiquitin-protein ligase RDUF1
Exons: 1
Coding region: 107-1192 (361 amino acids)
Biological process (GO): protein ubiquitination
Cellular component (GO): cytoplasm
Molecular function (GO): ubiquitin protein ligase activity
Source: RefSeq, a predicted model, not a curated record
AUUUAAACGAGAGUGAAGUUGUUCUCACUCAUUCCUCAUUUUUAACCCCUUUCUCUCUUGUUUUUCCACAAGACCUGGACUUCAUUCAUUCUCGCAUAGGUCAACCAUGUCUUCAACGUCGUCGUAUUGGUGUUACAGCUGCUCCCUUCUGUUUCGCAUCUCGGCUUCAGAUAACGCAACCAACGAAGCCAUUGUAUGCCCCUACUGUGACGGAGGUUUCAUCGAGGAGAUUGAGUCAUCCGAUGAUCAUACCCCUCGGUUUCCACCUAGCUACAUCAUCCCCAGCAACCGUCGAGACUCGGAUCGGAACCGGAACCCCGUUUCUCGUCGAAAUCGUUGGAUUCCUAUUGACCACUUAAACAUCAAUCCAAUAAUCGUCCUACGUGGAACAACCGGCGACGAGAGCACCACCCCCACCGAUGGAAACAACAACAACAGCAGCGAAUUUGACUUCUUCUAUGACGACGGUUCCGGGUCGGGUUUAAGACCCAUACCGACCUCCAUGUCCGAAUCUCUAAUGGGAUUGGGUUUCAAUCGGCUAUUAACACAUCUUUCCCAGAUCGAAAUAACUGGAUUGGGGCAACACCAGAACCCUCCCGCUUCAAAAACAGCGAUCGAAUCAAUGCCGACGAUUCAAAUAGAGGCCACCUAUGUAUGUUCAGAAACUUACUGUGCCGUUUGUAAAGAGCCUUUCGAGCUUGGGACGGAAGCUAGGGAGAUGCCAUGCAAGCAUAUUUAUCAUCAAGAUUGUAUCAUCCCAUGGCUUUCCCUCCGAAACUCGUGCCCUAUCUGCCGUCACGAAGUGCCAUCGGAUCGAAGCGAGUCAAACGAUGACGUUUUGGAGAGGGUGGGAUUCAGUAUAUGGAGGUUGCCUGGUGGGCUUUUUGGGGUGACGAGGGUUAGGAGUGAAAGGGAAGUGCCCGUGGUUUACCCGGAGAUGGAUGGUGGGUUUGGGGAAUGGGGAUCGGAUUCGGGUCAUGGAGAUGUGACGACAGUUUCCUGGGGUGGGGUUAGAAGGAGAGAGAAUGGGUUUAGGAGAGUUGUGAGGAAUGUGACGUCGUUUUUGCGGGGCUUGAGGUCUCAUGGUGGAAGUGAAGAAUCUGGCGGUUUGACCAGAAUUGGAUCAAUGUCAACGUUGGGUAGGUUUACAAGAAGUAGAAGCAGAAUAUCGAGCUCGGGUUUUGGGGGUUAAUUACUGGAAAAAAGAAAAAACUUUUCAAACUUUUGCUUUGUGGGGUUUUGAAUUUAUGAAAAGAAUGUCUUCUUAGAUAGCAAUUCUCAAGUUGCAAUGUCUUCUAUUAUUUGAAUUGUUGAAUUGGGUGAAAGAUAAAAAGAAUCUAAACUUUGGGGUUGGUUCGUUUGUUUGAUAAGAAAACAGAAACCUGUGGUGCUAGCCUUGUUCUGGAUUGAAUUGAGAGUCAAAUGAGAACACUAAUCGAGGGAUGUGCUUAAUUGGACAUUGUUGGUAUUCCUUCUAGAUAUUUGAAGCUGAAAUGUCAUUUGUCAAACUGAGAACUGAAAGAAACACCCAUUAGUCAAAAGCUUGUACAACAAAUCUAUGUUUGAGGAAAUAACAAACCAGCAAUGAAUCUGUCUAUUAUUUUA